Messenger RNA from Schizosaccharomyces cryophilus OY26, 1243 nucleotides. Its product is annotated as cytochrome c. Gene Ontology annotation, molecular function: electron transfer activity; heme binding. Gene Ontology annotation, cellular component: mitochondrial intermembrane space. The transcript has a single exon. Gene Ontology annotation, biological process: mitochondrial electron transport, ubiquinol to cytochrome c; mitochondrial electron transport, cytochrome c to oxygen. Lineage: Eukaryota; Fungi; Ascomycota; Schizosaccharomycetes; Schizosaccharomycetales; Schizosaccharomycetaceae. The record is from RefSeq and is a predicted model, not a curated record. The coding region runs from base 137 to 466 and encodes 109 amino acids.
CCUGAAAUUCUUCUUCAGCAAACUCCAAAAAACUCAAUUUUGCGAAAUUUCAACUGAAACAUUGGAAUUUCCUUCAUUUUUCUGCUUCUCAUUCAUUUUUUUUCUGUUUCAUUUGUGUUUUCCAUAAACUCUCACAAUGCCUUACGCUCCCGGUGACGAAAAGAAAGGUGCUUCCUUGUUUAAGACGCGUUGCGCCCAAUGCCAUACUAUCGAGAAGGGUGGUGCUCACAAGGUUGGUCCCAACUUGCAUGGCGUCUUUGGCCGUAAGACUGGUCAAGCUGAGGGCUACGCUUAUACCGAAGCCAACCGCGACAAGGGUAUUACUUGGGAUGAAAACACUUUGUUUGAUUACCUCGAAAACCCCAAGAAAUACAUUCCCGGUACCAAGAUGGCAUUCGCUGGUUUCAAGAAGCCCGCUGACCGUAACAAUGUUGUUACUUACUUGAAGAACGCUACCUCUGAUUAAGUUGGAUCAGUUAUUUCAUUGAUUGAUUGAUCCAUCUAUUAGUUGAUUAGUUGAUGGAUGGAUGGAUGAUUGAUUGUAUUUAUCGCAUUCGUUCAUUUCUAUCAUCUCCAAUCCUCAAUUUCUUUACUUUUCUUAUUCAAAUGUCAAUCUCAUCUCCACUCAUUCACUUUUUCUUCCGUUUUUCUUAUGUUUGUUGUCUGUUUACGAGUUCGGUAGACUGAAUAUGUAGUCUCGAUAAUUCGUCUUAACCGUGGAAAUUUGAAAUCCAUUCAUUCACAUUGGUUUGUUUUACUUUGCCCAACUGGAUUUUUGAUUCGAUAUGCACAGGAAAAAGGAAAGUCAUUUCCAGAAAAAGAUGAUUGUUUUUUGUUUUCCCUUUUUUUGAUGGAAAACAACCAUUUCUGAUUUCCCUUCAUCCUUUUUUUUUUCUCUCAUUCCUUGCCUUCCUUUUUUUCCGUUUUCUCUUCUGUUUUGCCCGCUGCUUACUUGCUUACUUGCUUGCUUUGUAUGCUCACUAGGAAUGAAUAAAAACUUUCUCUUUUUUUUUGAUAUUUUUCCACCAUACAUGCUAUGCUUUCUAUUGUCAGAGGUUUCUUUUUCAUCCUGUUUAGCAUCAUUCUCUUUUGUACGCUUCCAACCGCCUGUUUGACUGCCUCUUGUAGCAUGGAAAGCGAAACUCGCUAAAACCUUGUCGAAUCUCCUCGACUUUGGCCGCCAAGGUAAAUAAAGUCUUUUGUAACCAAAAAUAUCAUACAUCCUUUUCUUCUUUAAGUCAAC